AUGGAGAAGGUGGCGGAGGAGCUGCAGGCGAUCUUCCAGGGCUCCGACAGGCCCCCUUCCAUGCAGGACCUGGCCGAGAUGAAGUACCUGGAGCGCGUCAUCAAGGAGACACUGCGCCUCUACCCCAGCGUGCCAAUCAUCGGCCGACACGUUCACGAGGACAUAAAAGUUGGUCAGAAGUUCGCACUGCUGGAGGAGAAGGCGGUUAUAUCGACGCUUCUUCGCCGAUACUCCUUCCGGGCGCUGGACAAGGCGGAGGACCUGAAGCUGGUGAGCGAGCUCAUUUUGCGGCCCAUCCAGGGAGUUCGCGUAGCUGUCCAGCUACGCAAGUCCUAAACACAACUGCCCGCGAUCUGCGCGCUCCCAGCGGCUGCUGGCGACAACGCAUUGGACCCGGGAAGAAGCGGCUCCAUCCUCUUCGAAUGAGAACUGUUUCUUACGUAUUGUUGGGUGACAGUGUGUGUAUGUAGCUGACAAAUUGGACAAAAACUUUAGUGUAGAAACGCAACGAUGCCCAAAGCAUUUGUGAUGUAGGAUAAAAAUACAGUGUUUUAAUAGCUUCCGCUAAUUAAUCUACUGCAAAAUCUCAUGCUUAACAUUUUUAAAAUCUCAAUUUUUCUACUUUUUGAAUGAUC
Gryllus bimaculatus (two-spotted cricket) is the source of this 635-nucleotide messenger RNA. The record is from the annotation of a GenBank genome assembly. NCBI's taxonomy places the organism in Eukaryota, Metazoa, Arthropoda, Insecta, Orthoptera, Gryllidae.